This is a messenger RNA of Sinocyclocheilus grahami, 4277 nucleotides long. RefSeq names its product GRAM domain-containing protein 1A-like. The record is from RefSeq and is a predicted model, not a curated record. Bases 718 to 2865 code for a protein of 715 amino acids. Gene Ontology annotation, biological process: intracellular sterol transport. The transcript has 18 exons. Gene Ontology annotation, molecular function: cholesterol binding; cholesterol transfer activity. Lineage: Eukaryota; Metazoa; Chordata; Actinopteri; Cypriniformes; Cyprinidae. Gene Ontology annotation, cellular component: endoplasmic reticulum-plasma membrane contact site; endoplasmic reticulum membrane; plasma membrane.
GUCUUUUGACGGAUUCUCGCUCGACUGUACCAUAAAGUGAAACGGGCGGGGGUGUAGUUAAGCAACUCAGUAUCAUUUCCAUUAAUUAUUUUUUUCUGCUUUGAGCCGCGUUUUAAUAUCAACGAUGUCCAUAUUUAUUUUUCUCCUCAUAUGUGUUCAGACUUGAGUGAUUUAUUUCUCAAAGCGUCACUGUACUUGUUUUGGAGUUUGAAUCUACCCCUAUCAACUUUUUGCCCGUCGCAUUGGAAACUAAGCUCUUCUUACUAUCUCUUCGCGUAGCAUUUAAACUGAGGAAAAGUUCGUAUACUUGAAAUGUAAUUUAAGUGCUUAAUUUAAAGAGGCAUAUUUUAACAGAACAAACAAUGACUAGUGCUAGUCUUGUGACUAGGAUUUCGGAACGGUCGAAAGGCGAAAUCACGGAUAAGAAAAAGUAAACAGAGGACCGUUUUCUCUCUCACCCGGUAUCAUUAGCAUGCUAACGUAGCCAACUAGCUUCUAGUAUUCGCCUCAACUGAACAGUAACGUUACAGCUGACCGGUGCUAACGCCUAACAUGGUUUAUUUACUGAAGUGUGGUUUGACAUUUACGCAUUUUCUGCGUAUGUUGACUCGGAAUAGUUAAACAGAAAUAAAAAAAAAUUGAAAAAACUGGCUAAAUUUGAAAACUGGCGACGAAAGCUACUUUAUUUGUUAGCUUGCCGGCUAAAUUGGGGUGCUGAUGUGUUCCUGCGAGAAAGUGGAUUUUAACAUCACCCCUCGUACUGUCGCCCGUCUGGUGUAUGAGGCCGAACAGGAAAGAAACAAUGGGUGUAAUUCGUCCAAUGGGAGUACCGCCAGUAACUCUCCACGCAGUACUCCUGGCAGCUCGCCCUCCCUGCGCCGCCGUGUGCUGGGAGGAAGAGCCAGUGAAGGGGAGACUGGUGGGGACAGAAGCGGAGGGGGUUCAGAGAGCCCCCUGCCUCCCACUCCCUCCUCAUCCACCUCCUCCUACCCGCUCGCAGCCCGACACUUCACCCGCAAUGCCAAGAAAAUGCAGAGCUGGUAUAAUGUUCUGAGCCCUACGUACAAACAGAGGAAUGAAGACUUCCGUAAACUCUUUAAAAAGCUGCCUGAUACAGAGCGUCUCAUAGUGGACUACUCAUGUGCACUGCAGAGGGACAUUCUACUCCAGGGCCGUCUCUACCUGUCUGAGAACUGGCUCUGCUUCUAUAGUAAUAUCUUCCGAUGGGAGACUACGAUAACCAUACUGCUGAAAGAUGUGACCAGUCUGACCAAGGAGAAGACGGCCAAGCUCAUCCCUAACGCCAUCCAGAUAAGCACUGAACAUGAGAAGCACUUCUUCACAUCAUUUGGGGCCAGGGAUCGCAGCUACAUGAUGAUCUUCAGACUAUGGCAGAAUGCACUGAUGGAUAAGACUCUGUCUCCUAAAGAGCUAUGGCACAUCGUUCACCAGUGUUACGGCACUGAGCUGGGGCUUACUAGUGAAGAUGAUGACUAUGUCUCUCCUACUGCUGAACAUAUGAAUGGCCUGCUGCCAGGCGAGGACCCGGUCUCCGUCACUGACCUGCUGGAUCUGGGAUCAGUGCCGGUGGCUCCGGUGGACUCCUCUCCACCCUCAUCUGCCUCACUUCUUCCCUGCGCUUCAGGAUCUUCACCUCCAUCCUCCUCUUCCUGCCAGCCUGUGGAGGUGCCGUCUGCUUGGACCAGCAUCGAACCUGAGCCCAGUCCACCCAGCUCCCAGAACUCACUGCUCCCCACCACAAACACUGGAAUUGCCCCGUCCUCAACUAUCUUGGAGGAAGGCGGGGACAGCCAGUCAGAAUCGGCCAAUCAGUCACUUCAGUCUCCUCCCACUGUCCCGCACAGCCUGGGAAACCUCUCCUCACUGGAUAUGACCAAUGAUGUGGAGCUCCCAACUGACCCCAGCAAUUCCUCUGACACUCAGGAAGAGAUUGCGCAGACUCUCCACAAGAGCAGCACCCGGGGGGAGUGUUACGUGGUGGACUCGGAGGUCAUAACCUCAGGCAUCCCCUACCAGGACUACUUCUACACUGUACACAGAUACUGCCUCACCUCUGUCAACAAGCACAAGAGCCGCCUCAGGGUCUCGUCUGAUAUCUGCUACAGAAAGCAGCCGUGGAGUCUUGUGAAAGCUCUGAUAGAGAAGAAUACUUGGAGCGGCAUUGAGGAGUAUUACAGACACAUGGAGAUGGAGGUGUGUAAGCUGGAGACGCUGUUACAGUCGGAUAUUUCUGUAGUGAGCACUGGGGUAGUGCCUUCUGCAGACUCUGCCAAGACGCCACCCGGCCUGCGCAGACGCAAACGCAACUGUCCCAGACGAGCAGGAGAGCGGGAGAGAGAAAGAGAGGGAGCGGGAGGAGGUGCCGGGGAACGGGGCGACCGAGGAAUUGGAGUUGAGCGUGAAAGGAGAGAAGCUGGUGCUCAGUAUGUGAAAUUAGGGGAAAGGUGGCGUGGAGCCGGCAACAGCAACAAUAGCAUCUCCACCAUCCUGCUCAUCGUGAGCUUUAUGAUCUGUGUCAGUUUGGUGGUUCUGGUGGCUCUGAACAUGAUGCUGUUCUACAAACUCUGGGCGCUGGAGCGGGCCGCACACACGCUGGAGACCUGGCACUCGUACUCUUUAACGGACAGUCCUCUUCCGCAGACGGCAGGAGAGUGGGUGCAGAUCCUGCAGCUCCAGAGGCAGUUCCACCAGGCCCAGAUAAACAAAUGGCAUCAGAUCCUACAGUCUUCUGUCACACUUCUGGAUCAGAUGAAACAGUCUCUGGAGAAGCUCAACAGAGGAAUGAUCACACCAGAGGUGCAGCAUGAGUCUGAAUCAGAACCAGGAACUCUGACGGAUCAGUGAGAGCGUAAGGUAACCCCUUCACCCUACCGUUUACAGACUCUGGUCCCCGUGACAUAGCCGUCCAUGAGGGGCUAAAUCAUGGACGGGAGAUGGUGCUCAACUCAGUGACAUUAACAUUGGGAUUGAUGUGGGUAUCUUUUAUCUUACCCAAGUGUCCCAACAGCAGCUACAGGACUUUAUACUAGCUGUAUAAAACACAUUCAACUCUUUUAUCAAUCGGAAUAUCAUGAACUCUGGGUCUGAAGCAAUAACACACAUGAACGGGAGCAUCUGUGACUUCAGCUGUGCUGCAUCUUGAGCCGUUUGGUCCUACUGCAUGUCUGAAAAAGCUGAAGGUGAGUUUUUAGAAAACUGAAUUUCAUCAAAAAAGAGCUGUUAAAGAUUUCAAAGAGGGAAGUGUCUGAAAUCAGCCUCUGAGAGACCUCUCAACUGGUGAUUUCACAAAUGUUAUUUUAAUGUUUUCAUGGAAGAGAAAUGUAAAUUUUCUCUUGUGUUAUGUUACUGUUUUGCUGAUUUCAGAGCUGAAACUGAAACUUCUUUAGAGUGUGUCAGACCAUUACAGUAUUUAUUUUGUAGACUUGAAUUACAGUCUAACGUCAUUGUGUGUUUCUGCUCAAACAAGGACCAAUGUGGAAAUGGGUGGAACGAGUGGUAUUAAUAUGAAUUCCUAUUUUAGCAAUAAUCAUGUGGAAAAAUUGUAAUGACAAUUAGAAGUUAAUCUACAAGAAAGAAUGCAAAAAAAAGUCAAAUGUGCAACUGUUACUUAGGUUAGAGUUCCAGAGUGAAGAUUGUUUUUACACACUUACAUGGUUGGUUACAAUAGUUACAAUUUUAACCAUUUCUUCUUUCUCCCUAAUAUUUUGGUUAUUAUUUUUGUUUUAAAUCCGUGUAUUUAUGACUUAGGGGUGAAAUGAGCUCUUUUGUGUAGUUGAGGUGUCGAGUUUCACUGGAAUAAAACUUGAACUGUUCAGGGUUACUAUUAGCUUAUAUUAGCUAUAACGUGUACACAGAUCGAAGAACUUCAGUCGUUCCUCAGACUGGACAUUUGGGACCAACCAGAACUCAGGAGGACUAUUGUGAGUUCACUCAACACUGUAGGCCAGUCUCAUAUAGAACAUGUCUUGUGUUUCACCUCAAAAUCAAAAGAAAAUAGAAAGAUUAGAUUUUUAUUUAUUUGUUUUAUUUUUAUAUAUUUUUUGCAUUGUGCCAAUUUCAUGGCAGUUAAGCACCCCUCACAAUUUACAUUUUUUAUUAAUUUUAUCUAUGAUUUUCACUGAUGUAAUAAUGAAAAUCAUCCUGUGCAGACCAUUAUUAUUUUACAUUAAAAUUAGCAUCAUUUAGAAACCAUAAAACAAAUACUGUCAAGUGGUAUAAAUAAAAUAUAUUAUUUUAUUAUCCUCAAUAAUGGGAAU